Paramecium pentaurelia is the source of this 771-nucleotide messenger RNA. NCBI's taxonomy places the organism in Eukaryota, Ciliophora, Oligohymenophorea, Peniculida, Parameciidae. The record is from the annotation of a GenBank genome assembly.
AUGAAAUAAUAAUAAAUUUCUACACCCUCAACUUAAUUUGGAUUAAGACAUUCUUUACAAAUCUAAUCAUCUCCAAAUAUAAAAUUAUACUAAUAAUCACCUUAUCACUCACCAUAUCAAUCACCUCUAUUAUAAUAACAAUCUCUAUCUUAAUAAAGACAAUAAAUAUAAUAAAAUAAUUUAGUUAAUAUUAAUAGAAGUUUGUUUAAUGAUGCUUAAAAUAAAAAAUGCAAAUAAUAAUAAAUAGUAGAUUUGAAUAAUAUAGAAGAACCAUGGAGAUAGAAAGUAUUUGAAUUAUAAAGAAAAAUUUAAUAAUUAGAAUAAUAAUAAUAAAAUUAAGAGUGUGAAUAAGAUGAAAGUGAAUUAUCUCAAGUUUAUAGUUAAAUAUAACAGUUAGUAAAUACUAUAAAAAUAUUGCAAGAAGAAAUUUAAAAUUUAUAAGAAAAAUUAAACAUAAAAUAAAAUAUAAUUGACGGUUAUGACAAAUAAUUGAUUGCUAAAGAUAAGGAAUUAGAUGAUUAAAAUCAUUAUAUUUAAGAAUUACAUAAUUAAUUAGAAGAAUAAACCUUAAAAAUGGAUAAUAAAUAGAAACUUUUACUUUAAGAAAUCAAUUCAUGGAAAAAAAAGUUUAUUGAAUAAAAUAAGUAUAUUAUUAUAUUAAUUUAUAGAGGAUUACAUGAAAUUUAAGAAGAAUAAAUUAAAAUUUAGACAUAAAUUGAUAAUCUUAAAAAUAUUAAAUUGAUAUUAAAUAAAUAGAGUGAAUAAACAUGA